This is a messenger RNA of Aspergillus neoniger CBS 115656, 1818 nucleotides long. RefSeq names its product fungal specific transcription factor domain-containing protein. Gene Ontology annotation, molecular function: zinc ion binding; RNA polymerase II cis-regulatory region sequence-specific DNA binding; DNA-binding transcription activator activity, RNA polymerase II-specific. The transcript is spliced from 5 exons. NCBI's taxonomy places the organism in Eukaryota, Fungi, Ascomycota, Eurotiomycetes, Eurotiales, Aspergillaceae. Bases 1 to 1818 code for a protein of 605 amino acids. Gene Ontology annotation, cellular component: nucleus. Gene Ontology annotation, biological process: regulation of transcription by RNA polymerase II; DNA-templated transcription. The record is from RefSeq and is a predicted model, not a curated record.
AUGAAGAAUAGGAUCGAUCACUUGGAGGAUCUGGUCAAGAGGCUGAUUGUUGAGCGGAAGAAUGGAUUGUCUGAGAAUACGCCUCAUACACCGGAGAGCUUUAUACCUGACGAUAAUAAGGCUUUGCAAGGUGCGCAGUCGCAUGCUUCAGAAGUCGCAUGCGCUGGGACGACGAUGAUUGAUGGCACUCGCUCGGUGUACCGAGGGGGUGAUGAGUGGUAUGACGUUUUGGAAGAGAUAAACACACUCAAGCAAACAUGGACCGAAACUCAGGAUGAAAUCGCUAAUGAGGUCGUCCAGUCUGCUCCCUCGCAUAUUGCCGACGGCUCAAGCUUGCUUUUUGGUCAAGUCAAGCCACUGGAGCGAAUAGAAAUUGUAUCUACAUUACCACCAAAGCAUCAGGUCGAUAAGCUCAUAGCUCUAUUCUUUGACACAGAGAAAUUCCAAAUAUCUGUGCCCCCCAUCCUACACAUACCAACCUUCAUGCGCGAGUACAACGAGCAUUGGAAAGACCCGUCCCGCACAAACUUCAUAUGGCUGGGCCUCCUCUUCUCAAUCCUUGGCCUCACAAUGCUCUCCUUUCAUCAAUUCGGAGAACCGCCAGAGUACGAAGGCAUCUCGGAGUCACUCUUUCAGCUCUAUCGCAUCCGUACAGCGCAGUGCUUGCUUAAUGGCGACAUUGCUAAAUGCCUUCCUUACACUAUCGAGACCUUGAGGUUCAACGCAACAGCUGAGCUUAACAGAAAAGACGACAACCGUCGCGGACUAUGGAUUAUGACAGGAGUCAUUGUACGAGCUGCAAUAAACAUGGGCUACCAUCGUGACCCUUCUCACUCCCCGUCUAUCUCGCCGUUUCAGGCAGAAUAUCGACGUCGGGUCUGGAUGUCGGUCAUUAUCAUGGACGAUAUGGCCUCAUUCCUUGGCGGCUUUCCUCGAACGGGCUCGACACUAUUCUCGGAUACAAUGGAGCCACGAAACAUCCACGACUGGGAGUUAUCGGAAGGAACGACGUCCCUCCCGCCAUCGAGGCCUCUGGAAGAGCCUACCGCAACGACCUAUAUAAUAGUAAAGACCCGCCUCUUCCGUGCGAUCGGACGCAUUGCAGAUUUCAACAACACUCCAACGCUUGUCACCUACGACACUGUUCGCGAAAUUGACCAGGCGCUGUAUGAUGCAUAUGAGCAGUUUCCUUCACACCUAAAAGUCCACAUGGAGGGCAAUAUCAUCCCAUUAGGAAACGCAGCAGAAGUUUCCAGAUUCAGUCUCUGCUCAAUGUAUCACAGAGCUAUGUGUACUCUUCACAGGAAGUUCAUGGCUAAAGGGCGACUCGAUACCCGAUUCAAGCUAUCUCAUGAUCGAUGCUUAUCCUCCGCGAUGACUCUACUAGAUUACCAAGUGGCACUAGAGCCGUCGUGGUACAAGUCUUCAUUAACGAGACAAGUGUUGACUCUAGCUGCUAUGAUUCUCUUUCUGGAGUUGGAGCUCGCGCGGCGGUUUAACAACCCAGAUGCAUCCAGGAGCAUCGAUAUAUUGCAGAUAUUAGAAAGGUCUUGCGAUCUCUGGAGACGCGCGAAGGACUCCUACGAAGAAGCUGGGAGAGUGUACGAUAUUAUUGUGCGGAUGGUCGAAAGCUUCCGGCCCGAGUCUGCAACUACUUCAGCCCAUGCCUUGAAUCUCCAAGGCUUUAAUUCUCUAUUCACAGCCUUUGAUGGCGUCGAACAAUCGCUUGAGAAGGAGACCCUGGAUGUAGAUAUUGAUUGGACUACGUGGGAUGCCUUCAUCCAGGAUACCGAAUUGCAGGACGGGCCUAUCUAUUGA